Larimichthys crocea (large yellow croaker) is the source of this 1884-nucleotide messenger RNA. RefSeq names its product erythroferrone. NCBI's taxonomy places the organism in Eukaryota, Metazoa, Chordata, Actinopteri, Sciaenidae. Gene Ontology annotation, molecular function: hormone activity. The transcript has 8 exons. The record is from RefSeq and is a predicted model, not a curated record. The coding region runs from base 315 to 1238 and encodes 307 amino acids.
AGAGAAGAAGAACAACGGAGGAGGAAGGACUCAGUGCUGAAAGACAAGAGAGGAGGAGGAGGUGGAAAAAGAGGAGGAGGCAGUGAACCACCCACAGAGAGAAAGUUUCCUCGCUCAGUGUUUGUAUUUCUGUGCUGAGACUCGCUGACGACGGAAAGACUGAAAGCAAAGAGGAAGACGGCGAGAUGGACAGAUCAGAGCCUUAAAGUUCAGGAGCAGACCUACAGAGGUGCAUCAUGGGAACGUCUUAAGUCCACAGACGCAGACCUGAACGCCUUCGUCCACUGGUUCCACCUCCACCACACCCACCCAGCAUGCUGGCCAGGUCAUCCCAGAGAAGGAGCUCUCCUGGUGGGGCAGGAGGGCUGCUGCUGCUCCCUCUGCUCCUGGGACUGAUGAUGAUGAUGAUGGUGGUGGUGAUGGAGGCGGCGAGCGUCGAAGAGGUGGAGAGUGAGGAGAGUCAGGAGAUCCUGGAGGAGGACGAGGCCGUGAGCACGGAGAUCCUGGAGCCGCUGUCCUCUGAUCUGUCCAGAGUGUCUCCUCUCAGCUCCUGGUUGAUCUUCAGAAGAAACUCCAACAAAGGGGACAACCGAAGAACCAAAGGGUCCAGGAGGACCUCGAAGCAUGGUCUUCCAGGACCUCCAGGACCUCCAGGACCUCAGGGGCCUCCAGGCCCCCCCGCCCCGCUCCUGCCCCAACAACAGGAGCUGAUCCAGGAGCUGCAGAUAAAACUGAGAGACAUGGCAGCAGGAGUCUGUUUUCUGUGUGAUCGUCCUCCUCGUGUCUCCACCUCCUUCCUCAGUCGCCUCUCGCAGGCUGUCGGCGUCCCUCGACGCAGCCUGCUGGAGCUGCAGCCAUUCAGCCAGCCCUCAGACUCAGAGCAGAGCCUUCAGAGAGGUCAGAGGUUCAACAGCAGCACUGGCCGAUACACAGCGCCCGUCUCCGGCUUCUACCAGCUGACUGCCAGCCUCCUGAUAGAGUCUGGUGACAGAACUCAGGUCCGGAUCAGAGACAGUGUGAGAGCAGCGAUCUGCAUUGAGUCACUGUGUCAGAGCAACCUCUCUGUAGAGUCAGUGAUGGGCGUGGCAGCAGCUGGAGGAACAUUCAGCAUCUUAUUGACGGGAACUCUUUAUCUACAGGCCGGAGAGUACGUGUCUGUGUUCGUGGACAACGCCACCGGGUCGGCCAUCAGCGUCCUGCAGGACUCUCUCUUCUCUGGGAUCCUGCUGGGAGUCUGAACCUCGACCCCAUCAUCGCCUGACCUCAGAGCAGCACCUGUACAUCACCACCUGAACAGAUACAGGCUGAACCGGACUCCCUCUCCAUCUGGUACCGACGUGAUCUGGAUCAGUCAGGCAGGUGUCACAGGUCAUCUGGACUACAAGGAGCCGGAGGAGGUCACGUUAGACUUUAACAUUGUCCGCCAUUUUGACAGAGACGACUUUACAUCAUUUAAUAUUCAGAACAGGUCAUGAUGUCACCUGAGAUCAAAGACAGGAGCUCAUUAAUAUGCACAGUCCACCUGGACAGGUGGUCCAGGUUGCAGGUGAAUUACUGAAGGUCACAGUCGAUCGUCCUCGUGUCCAUCAUUCGUCUUUUUCCCGUCAGACCUCCAGCUUACAUCGUAGGCGAAGCUGCCCUGUGUGGACGGAGCCUGGACGUCACCUAGUGGACGUCAGAGGAACUGCAGUCCAAUGAAGAACCUGAACUCGACUGAUCUGUGGGAGCCGAUGAUGAUUUUUAUGGAUCUGACUUUUUAUUUCAAACAUUUCUUUAGUGAAUCAUCAGCCUGCUCAUUACAGUGACUUUAAUAUUAAUAUUUAUUCUCUGAAUGUCAUAAACAAGUUGUAAAUACUUCUAAUAAUAAAACUUCGUUCAUCAUGA